Molecule: messenger RNA, 3140 nt
Organism: Schistocerca americana (American grasshopper)
Lineage: Eukaryota; Metazoa; Arthropoda; Insecta; Orthoptera; Acrididae
Gene: Mvb12
Product: multivesicular body subunit 12A
Exons: 9
Coding region: 338-1243 (301 amino acids)
Biological process (GO): viral budding; virus maturation; receptor catabolic process
Cellular component (GO): ESCRT I complex; cytosol
Source: RefSeq, a predicted model, not a curated record
UGCUCGUUUAUUUAAGCGGCAGCUAAUAAGUAGCGGUACGUAGGGUCGUGUUAGGAUGUUACAUACUUUAGCUGUACAGUUAUGCAAAUAAUAGAAUGCGUUGUUGUUGCAAUUUUAUGUUAUGGCGAAAAAAGUGACUCACGAAGUACGUUGAUUCAUGAAUAUUAAGUACAGCUAUUUAUCCGUGAUAAUGUGAAACAUAAUUAGUGUUGUGAUUUGGAGCGCUAUGUGUAGGAAGUAUAUAAUUCCCGUUGCUGUUCGCCGAUACAUAAUUCUCGAGCCUGAUAGCGAAUGACAGGACAGAUGCAUUCAUAGGUUGACGGAAAAUAUUAAGGAAAUGAUGCAGCAGCUGUAUCAGACGCUACCCGAUGACAGACCUAUUACAAGUAUUCAGAUAGUUGAGGAUGCAGACAAGUGUCCUCCUGGUUUUACUGUUGUAUCAAGAACACAUGAUCAGGAUUCCGAUGCAGAUUUAUGGAGAGAAGCAAAGGUAUUUGGUCGCAAGGUUACUCGCUAUGUGUGUCACUCGAAGACAGAAGGCAUUGCUGAUUAUAUUGUCGAAUCUGUUCUCAUUAUCAACGAGAGAGAAGUCCCACCAGAUGGUUACUCUGUCUUGACAAGAACGGCUGAUACAGAUCAACGAGCUUGGAGAAAGCGGCAGCUGUGCUACAGGCUUGCUAAGCAGACACAAGCAAAAACGGCAGUCACUGAUAUUAUUGUGCUAAGCAGGCUGAAAAAAGCUCCAGAUGGGUUUUCACUGGCAGGGGAUAUAAAUGGAAUGACCGUUUGUUUUAAAAUGAGGUUCGGGCUUACUCAAGAAAUUAAUAAAGUGCCUACAGCUGAUCUUUUUCUAAGUUUAAAUGCCGGACAUGUCGUGCAAGCAGAUUUGAACUCGCACUCGGCAGGAUACCCAUUACUGCCUCAAAAGCCACUGACAAAUAAUGUACCAUAUCCAGUUGCACCUAAGCCAGCUUCUGGAGAGGAUUCUCCUCAUGAAUAUGAGAGACUGAUAAAUCUAAGGCCUUCCAGACCAGCUCCUAAACCUCCAGGUGGUACUAAUUCGGCAGGUACCAAUUAUGCAACUCUUUCUGCAUACCAAGGUUUGGAAGGUGUGCCUUUUGUACUGAAUCCAGGAUUUAACAACAUUUCAUUUAUACAGUCGAUUCCUAGCAUCAAAGCGAAGACCAGAUAUCAGCUGGAUCAGGAGUUUGAUUAUGACUUCAGAAUUGAGAGGCAAACAUAACUGCAUGAAGAACUUAGUUUUGAAGUGGUCAGUAUGUAUAUGAUGUAUCUGUUCCUUACAUAUCUAUCAAAUGCUGUGGAGCCACAAAGAACAAAUAUCGUAUGACACUAAGUUGAUCCUAAGACUGGUCUAUUUUAAAGUGUGCUAAUGGGACUUUUAUAGGUACUCCCUGCUGUGCACUUUGGAUUUCACUUGUGAGAAGAUUGACUGAACUUAUUGUAUAUUGGUAUAGGGCAUUAUAAUUGUGUAUUGUAAUUGCAUUUAAAUAAUCCAAGUAAGAUUGUUGCAUUACUGAUUUUUGGUUUUGAUUAUAAAGAUAACAGCGAAAAAUGUAUUUUUUUCAGAGGUGAUUUAAGAAUAAUGUUCAGUUUAUGUAGCUGAGCUCUACAUGUGCUAUAAAAGUAAUGAUGCCUCAGGUAUAUUUUAGAUUGAAUAGUGAAACAUGUUUUAUAAAAUAUAAUGGAAGUGUUGAAUAUUUAUAGUUGCUUCAUUGGAGUUGUUAAAGAGAGGUAGAAUAAAACAUAAAAACAAUAAUUUUGUAUUUUGACAAAUGGAUGACAAAUUAUGAAAUGUAUGGUAUAUCAUGUCAUUUAAUGUCUACCUACUGAGCAUGUGAUUGUAUUGUGGAAUGAAGUAAUAUAUGUGUAUGUCUUCCUAGUACUAUCUAUAAUGGUUUGAUAGUUGUGACUCACGGGAAGCUUGUGGUGGUGUUUUCUGUCUGUUCGUGCCUUAGUAGUGAUUCUUCCAUCAUGUUCUGGGGAGACUGUGAAUCAAGACUUUAUGUGACAUUGUUUGAAUUAAUUUUGAUGUUUAAGUAUGUUUAUUGGUUACUGAAGAUCAUAUGAAUUUUUAGGCAUACAUAAAAUGCUGUUGUAUCAGCUGUUUGUAUGUGCUGUUUUUUCGUCACAUUUGUUUAUGUGGGUGAUGGGUUCUACAGCUUCCCGUGCAGCACAAAUAAUAUUACAGUUUUGAGUUUAUUAUGAUGCUACAACUAUUUUGAAUACAUAUCACAAUGUGGUGCAGAGCAGGAAGAAGUUUCUCUUUUAUAGUAAAUGAUGAUAUUGUAAUGUAUGCUGCUUGUAUCCCAUGUUGUGACCAACAAAUGCCAGAUGUCACCAAAGUAGGAAAACUGAGGCUGCAUUCGUAGUGCCUGAUCACAGUUUAUGCAUGCUGUUGCACAUGAAAGCUUAUUUAAUGACUUUUCAGUUGAACUGUCUUAAUAAGCUGUAUUGUAAUACUAGGCCCAAGGAAAUGGAAAAAAAACAGGAAGUAGAGCAAUCAGCACUUGAAAUGAAAUUGUUACAUCAUUUUGUUUAUUUAAUUAAGUUUUUAUUGUGAUAUUUAUUUAGUUAAGUCAGAAACUCUAUGCCAGCUCUUAAUACCCCUGGUAUGCUGUCCCACCAUUUACACUUUGCUCUAAGUGUAUUGUUAUAUUUUAACCCUCCCCCAUUCAUCUGUAAUAAACUUCAUAUGAGGUAUGAUUCGUUUGAAAAGAGAAGACUAACUCUUAAGUGUAAAGUACUCUCUCUCUCUCUCUCUCUCUCUCUCUCUCUCUCUCUCUCUCUCUCUCUCUGUCUGUGUGUGUGUGUGUGUGUGUGUGUGUGUGUGUGUGUAAGGAAGGAAGGGUGGGAGUUAUUUAUUUGUAUAUUUGUGCAUGUGGGAAGUGAGGGAUAGGUGCACAGGGCAGUCAUCAUUUGCUCAUUACUUCCACUAACUGUGUAGAGCCAUGUAUUAUGUAUAGGACCUCACUCACUUUUUUAUCUAAGAGUAUGCUGUGUGAUACUCUUGAUACUUCUCAUUAUAUCACUAAUGCCUCUCACAAAUUUGAGAAGCUGCCUAUUGUUUCUCUUACAUGUAUAUCAGCAUCGUUCCACAUUUUAUUUAUUUUUCUUUCCGC